ACAUGACUUCCAACGUCGAUGAGCUUCAGAAAGAGAUCUCGGCGCUCAAGGAACUGCAGGCACAUGUGGGCAGGCUGCGAAAGGUUCCUCAUGAUUUGUUGAAUGUGAACGCGAAGAAGGAAGUACGGCUGCAAGCAAAGCUGGAGGAGGUGCAAAAGGCCAAGGAAGCCGUGGAGAGUAGCCAGGUACAACAAGCGCUAGAACACGCGGCAUCGAGUGAAAAGAAAGAUGGAUCUGGGGUCGAUGUGACGCGAGGCAGCGUUAAACGAAGGUCGAGGUCACCGCAGCCAUAUGUCGCCGAAAAGAAGACAAAGAAGAGCAUUUUCCCAGAGGGAACUGUCAUUAACACGAUCGAAGAACUCAAAGCUUGGAUACGGACUUGGAAUCGCGACCACAGUGGCAAAGUGCAUCUCUGGCGCGCGAGACGUGGCGACACUGGCGAUGAUAUUGUGCGCGUCGUGAUUCCCGACGUGCUUCAGGCAUAUCUUUUCCUGGGCAUUAGCCGACGCGAUGAACUGAGCGUCGAGGCCGUAACUGUCUUUGGGCCACGGGAAAAACGGGCGCCACACGCCUCGUCUGCAUUCGACGUGUUCCGACUAGUGACUGAACGGGUGAGCGGGAUGGCGGCCCGGGCCGGAGGAGCGGGGGUGGCGGAGGUAGUGUCCGCGUUGGAGGCUUACGGGGGACUAUUUGUUGCCCGCUGCGCUGUGUGCGGGCGGGUCUUGUCGGGAGAGGGUCACGUGCCGCCGGUGAGCCUAAUUUGGGGCGACGGGCGCUGGGAAUACCGACAUCUUACUUGUCAUGGACAUUAAAUAUCCGAAAAAUGUAGACAAUGCGAAUAUAUCGGGCAAAUAUAAAUGGAACAUUUUGAGC
Molecule: messenger RNA, 873 nt
Organism: Desarmillaria tabescens
Lineage: Eukaryota; Fungi; Basidiomycota; Agaricomycetes; Agaricales; Physalacriaceae
Exons: 2
Cellular component (GO): mediator complex
Source: RefSeq, a predicted model, not a curated record